This is a messenger RNA of Colletotrichum orchidophilum, 312 nucleotides long. RefSeq lists its product as uncharacterized. The transcript has 2 exons. The coding region runs from base 1 to 312 and encodes 103 amino acids. The record is from RefSeq and is a predicted model, not a curated record. Lineage: Eukaryota; Fungi; Ascomycota; Sordariomycetes; Glomerellales; Glomerellaceae.
AUGGCGUGGGGUAAGAAACCGCAACCGCCACCCCCUUCGGCCCUGUGGCAAAUUAUCCCCCUCGUCAUCACCCUCCUCUUCUUCGCCGGUGUGGCCUUGGUGCUCUGGCAGGUUUACAUAUCCGCCACCAAGAUUCAAGAGUCCGCCUCGGAGCGCAUGGGCAAGAAGAACGUCGUGUUCACAAAGGAUGGCGUGCGCGUCGGCGUCAAGCACACCUCGAACGAGAACUACGUCGACAAAACUCAGAGCUGGGUCGUCAAGGCCUGGAAUCUGAGUGGGAAUACUGCCGGCCAGAUCAAGAAGACCAAAUGA